This is a messenger RNA of Coccinella septempunctata (seven-spotted ladybird), 1196 nucleotides long. RefSeq names its product sperm-associated antigen 1 (gene Spag1). The transcript has a single exon. Bases 21 to 1103 code for a protein of 360 amino acids. Gene Ontology annotation, molecular function: heat shock protein binding. Lineage: Eukaryota; Metazoa; Arthropoda; Insecta; Coleoptera; Coccinellidae. The record is from RefSeq and is a predicted model, not a curated record. Gene Ontology annotation, cellular component: mitochondrion; cytosol.
GACAAUUCUGCCAAGUUUUCAUGAAAAUGCAAAUGCAGUCUUUAACUGAUUCGCAAACUCCUCGUAGAUAUAUAGGAAAUAAUUCAUCACUUCUGACAAAAUACGAUAUUCCCAUAACACAUUUAGAUUUUUCCUACGUUGAAACAUGCGAGGACAGAAGAGAAUUAGAAAGAAUUUUGGAAAUCUUGAAAUCAGGAGAAGAAGGUUACUACGUGGAAUUGAUGAGAGCAGUGGAGGAUAAACUCAAAAUUCUCCAUCCCAAGAGUAAAUUCUUGAGGAACACUUCCAGAGUAUUAUCGAAAGAUGAGCUAGAAAGCCGAGAAUGGAAUGAUAUCUCGACAGAUUUGAGCGAAUGGAUUAUUGACAUAUCCGAGGAUAAUAAGGAGUUGGAGAUCAAUAAGGGUAAGAAAAUUCCAAAACCGAUAGAAAUGAGGAAGGUUCGUGAGUGUGAAGUCGCUGUUGAAGAAAAGAAGACUAAACCACAAAAAAUCAAAUCUACUGAUUAUGCAAGUUGGGAUAAAUACGAUGUGGAUGCUGAACUGUUGAGCAUGGAUUUGAAAGAAGAUAAAUUGAAAGAAAUUGCAAAAAAGCAAUGCUCUAGUGAAACGAAAAAGAAAAGGGUAAAAUUUAAUAUUCCCUCAACAGAGGUCGAAAAUAAACUUGAAGCUAAAGAGGAGAGAGAAAAAGGCAACGAAUAUUUCAGGGCAGGAGACUACAACUCAGCACUAAUACACUAUUCAGCUAGCGUAGAUUGUAUUCCCACAACCGAAGCUCUCAAUAACCGAGCCAUGACUUAUCUGAAGUUGGAACGGUACGAAAGUGCAAUCAAAGACUGUGAUUCUGCUCUAUGUUUAGAUCCAGUGAAUUUGAAGGCUAACUGGAGGAAAUCGAUGGCUUCAUAUCAUUUGGGGGACUAUCAAACUGCUUUGAAAUGCAUUGAGAUGUGCGUUGAUAUCGAACCUAAUAAUGAAGAAAUUCAAAAUUUCGCAAACUGCGUCAGAAAAAAAUGCAAAGAAACUCACUUAGUUAAAAGGAGAAUGCAAAUUAAGGAUGUUACAGAAACGGAAGUUAAUUCUGAUACUAGUAACUCAGUUACCGAGUAAUAUAGGGUGUAUCGAGCUCUCUAUAGUUUUUUGCACCAAACUUUCCAUUUCAUCCAUGUUUUCAUUCAUGCUAAAUAAAUUUCAAGAAAUCAA